GGCGACAGUUUGUGAACGGCAGCCGUGAAAUACGCGCCAAGUGAUCAAAAAUCAAGAAUAAAAUCGAAAAUUGAAUUUUUUUGAUAGCUAAAAAGCUUGCGAAUUCGGACUGAGCAAAAAGUUGAAAACAAAGAAUAAAUAAAAAAAAGUUUUGUUGGAUUCUUUUUUAAUUUUUGUUUGGUGACGCUCGUGAGAUCGUUUUGAUUUAUAGCUGGUUUUCAAGUGUUUGCCAUUGACUAUGAUUUGCCCGAAACGCACCUCGGAGCUGCUGGAUCUGCAUCUGGCGCCGUUCAAGGACAAGGAUCCAGCCUGGGAGGUCGGCGUAUCAAAGAUAGCCGGCCGUGGCGUUAUGGCCACGCGUCAACUGAAGCGCGGCGAGAUCAUCUUUCAGGACAGUCCACUGCUAAUUGGCCUGGCCGCCCAGGAGGAGGACACGCUGAAUGCGUGCAGCAUCUGCCUGAAAAUGCUGCCCGAUACGCGCUUCAUGUGCCGCCAGGGCUGCGGCCUGCCCAUCUGCAGUCUGUGCGCCAAAAAGAAACAGCAUAAGAGCGACUGCGAUAUGUUCAAAUCGUGGGGUCCCAACGAGCCGGAUGUGGCCAAUUCCGUGAUAAUACGUCUGCUGUGUGUGGCGCGUGCCAUCAAUUUGACCAAAGAUCAGCGCGAUUUGAUUUAUUGCCUGCAGGCGAAUUUGGAUAACAAUCAUCGAACCGAGGUGCGGAAUGCCGCUAAAUGUUUUAAGAACUUUCCCACCGACAAGAAGCUGGUGGAGAUCAUGAAUCGCACCGUUGCCGUGCUCCGGACGAAUGGCUUUGAUAAGACAACAGAUCGCACCACUGACAACCAGGAGUUCAGCUAUCGCGCACUCUAUCCCCUGUUUGCUGUCAUGAAUCACGAUUGCAUUCCCAACUCGUAUUACACCUUCGAGGAGAAGACCAACAAUAUGAUCGUGCGUGCCGCAGUCGACAUUGCCGAGGGCGAGGAGAUAACCACCACCUAUACCAAACUCUUCACGGGCAACAUAGCACGACAUCUUUAUCUCAAGAUGAAGAAGGGCUUCACUUGCAAGUGUCCGCGUUGUUCGGAUCCAACGGAGAAAGGCGCUUACAUAUCGGGCCUGUACUGUCGGGACACCAAAUGCAGCGGCCUCGUGGUGCCCGAAACAACUGGGCUGCCGCAUCCCAACUGGAACUGUCUGGUGUGCAAGCAGAAAUCGACGCAUGCCCAGAUGAUGAAGUCCCAGGACUUUGCCAGCGGAGCCAUCAAUGCCAAGGUCAAUUCGAAUUCGCUGCGCACCCUCGUGCACUAUUUGAACGAGAAGAGCGACAGCUUUAUACCCAGCAGCAAUUAUGUGGUGAUCGAUGCUAAGAUGUCGGUGCUGCAGCGGCUUGCGCACGGCCGCGAAGACUGCAACGAGGAUCUGGUGUCGAGCACACGCCUGCGCUACAGCCGGGACAUUAUGCAGAUUAUGGAUAAGCUGGGACUGGGCGAUUCGCUGUUGCGUACGCAAUUGGAGCAACAGCUGCACAAGGAGGAGGAGCGGCGCGCCAAGAAGCAGCUGGAGCUGGCCGCUAAGCAGCGCCAGCUGGCCGACCUGGAGCAGAGGGCAGCCGAGGCGGACAAGCUGAUUGCCUUGGCCCUAGCCGCCGACGAUGGGGCUGCAGCGGCUGUGCCUCCAGUGCCUGUGGCAGAGCCAGCUGCACUUGCUCCAAUUGCUGGGGAGGCCGCAGCGUUGGCAGCUCCUACAGCGGAGCAGGCCUAAGUGGCGGGUGUCCCCAUGCAAAUCCAUGUCGUGUCCAAUGACACACAACUUUCGUUCGUUUAUUGUCUAUUCUAAAUACAUAUAUCUAUAUAUAUA
This is a messenger RNA of Drosophila virilis, 1855 nucleotides long. RefSeq names its product SET and MYND domain containing, arthropod-specific, member 9 (gene SmydA-9). The record is from RefSeq and is a predicted model, not a curated record. Lineage: Eukaryota; Metazoa; Arthropoda; Insecta; Diptera; Drosophilidae. Gene Ontology annotation, molecular function: protein binding.